This is a messenger RNA of Amphimedon queenslandica, 1349 nucleotides long. Its product is annotated as formin-2-like. The record is from RefSeq and is a predicted model, not a curated record. Gene Ontology annotation, biological process: cortical actin cytoskeleton organization. Gene Ontology annotation, molecular function: actin filament binding. Gene Ontology annotation, cellular component: cytoplasm; cytoskeleton. The transcript has 7 exons. NCBI's taxonomy places the organism in Eukaryota, Metazoa, Porifera, Demospongiae, Haplosclerida, Niphatidae. Bases 24 to 1250 code for a protein of 408 amino acids.
GCUGCUGCUGCUGCUGUGCUACAAUGGCUAGAAAGGCAUCUUGUCCUCCUCCACCACUUCCUCCUCUUUUAUUAGCUCCAGACCAGUCUUUAUUGCCAUCUCCAACUUUACUUCGGUCCCCAAAGGGACCCUCAUUCAAGCCAUUGUUUUGGAAAAAAGUAGUCCCUUCCUCUAAUAAGACAAUAUGGCAACAAGUAUCUGAGCAGCAGAAACAUGUUAAUUUCAAUGAAGAGGUGUUCCAAAAGCUGUUCCAAAAGAAAGCUGACCCAACAGUUAGGAGGUCUCGAUCACUUUCACCCGGAAGAUCUCCUUGUAGAGUACUGAAUGACAAGAGGUUUCAGGCACUUCAAAUCCUUAUGAAAAAUAUUUCAUUGGAUGAAGUUUAUAAAAUCAUGGAGUCAUGUAAAAAUUUGAAAAAAUGCUCAUUAGAUAUUGAUACUCUAGCUAGAGUAACUAAUAUGAUCACAUCAAAUGAACUAAAAAAACUCAGGUCUUGCCCUGCUGACUGUCUUGAGCAACCUGAAAGAUUUUUACUUAAAUUAUUUGCAAUUGAGAAUUUUUAUGAAAAGGUGACAUGUUUGCAGCAUCAUUCACACUUUCAAGAAAAUUUUCAACCAUUAAGGCAACAAAUACAUACUCUUGAUAGUGCUUAUAAGUUGCUUUGUAGACCACAUGAUAAAUUGUGUCAAGUGCUAGCCUUGGUAUUGUUGUUGGGCAACAAAAUGAAUGCUGACAGUUCAAGCAGAAGUAAUGCUUUAGGGUUUAAACUGGAUAUACUCACUGAGCUCAAAGAUGUCCGCAGUUGUGAUGGCUCGUCAAAUCUUCUGAAAUUCAUUGUUCAGAGCUAUGUAGAUUCUCAUCCAGAGAUAAGUGGGAAUGAUUACCCUGUACCAGUUCCUAAUCUACUUAUGCCAGCAGCUUCUGUUACAUAUCCAGAUCUCAAAUCAAAGUACAAGACACUUUUAUCAGAAAUUGAAGCAUGCAAAAAAAUUUGCAUGCAAAUAUCUAAUAAAGAUCCUUUUCAAAAAGAAAUAUCUGCUUUUGUUGAUGAAAGUUCUAAAGAUUUAAAAUGUGUUCAUGAUGAAUUGAAUGAGGCUGAAAGCCUUUUCAAAGAAGUUGUUCGCUUUUAUGGUCUAGAUAAAACAGAGUCUAUCAGUUCUCAGGAAUUCCUUCAGAUAUGGCUCUCAUUUAGUCAAACAUUUUAUAGCUACUGGGAACAUGCUUUUGCUAACAGGAGAAAAAUACUUUAAUCUUUACCUUGUUGUAAUUUAAGAUGCUGAUAAUGAAUCUAAUUAUGAGUGUUUGUAUGUUUAUGCUUGCAUGCUGUGUGGUCCAUUGAUAUGAAUGUA